AUGAAGGACGACUUUGCGGCGGCGCUCGAGGUGCGCGACAAGGCAGAUGAGGUCUUCAAGGCGGAGGCGCGGCUUGCCUCCGAGGAGCAGCUGGUGGCGGCGCUGAAUGACUACACGACGGCGCUGCAAGACGGCCUCAAGAUUGUGCAUCGGGCCCAGUAG
Messenger RNA from Emiliania huxleyi CCMP1516, 162 nucleotides. RefSeq lists its product as hypothetical. Gene Ontology annotation, molecular function: structural constituent of cytoskeleton. Bases 1 to 162 code for a protein of 53 amino acids. The transcript has 2 exons. The record is from RefSeq and is a predicted model, not a curated record. Lineage: Eukaryota; Haptophyta; Isochrysidales; Noelaerhabdaceae.